This is a messenger RNA of Jaculus jaculus (lesser Egyptian jerboa), 1135 nucleotides long. RefSeq names its product calcium homeostasis modulator family member 6 (gene Calhm6). Bases 113 to 1060 code for a protein of 315 amino acids. NCBI's taxonomy places the organism in Eukaryota, Metazoa, Chordata, Mammalia, Rodentia, Dipodidae. The transcript has 2 exons. Gene Ontology annotation, molecular function: monoatomic cation channel activity. The record is from RefSeq and is a predicted model, not a curated record.
AGUCCAGUCUUGAUCUGACAGACAAGCAGAUCAGCGAAGAGGCAGAAGCUUCUUGUGGGGUUGGGCGGGCGGGGGGGGAGGUGUUCCCCGUCCAUAGGAGUGAGCUGAACCCAUGGACAAGUUCAAGACCGUGCUGGAACUGCACCUCAAGUACCACAGUGCCCUGAGCUACGGCCUGGUGACCGUGCUGACGGCGGGCGGGGAGAAGAUCUUCUCGGCGGUGGUGUUCCAGUGCCCGUGCAGCGCCGCCUGGAACCUGCCCUACGGCCUGGUCUUCCUGCUGGCGCCCGCGCUCGCGCUCUUCCUGCUGGGCUACGUGCUGAGCGCGCGCACCUGGCGCCUGCUGACCGGCUGCUGCGCUCCCGGGGCGCGCGCGCGCUGCGGCUCGGGGCUGCGCGCGGCGCUCGUGUGCGCGCAGCUCAGCGCGGCCGCCGCGCUCGCGCCCCUCACCUGGGUGGCCGUGGCGCUGCUGGGAGGCUCCUUCUACGAGUGCGCGGCCAGCGGCAGCCCCGCGCUGGCCAGCCGCCUGUGCGCCGGCCGAGACGCGCGCUGCGCCCAGGACCUGCCGCUGGCGCCCUGCGGAGGGGCGCCGCCCGCCGCGCAGGACGUCCGCAAGGAGCUCAGGGCGCAGUCGCAGGUGCUGGGCUGGUUCCUGAUAGCAGUCGUUAUUAUAUGCCUUCUGCUUUUUACAUCUGUCAUGCGAUGCCUAUCACCAGUUAGUUUUUUGCAACUGAAAUUCUGGGAGAUCUAUUUGGAAAAGGAGCAGCAGAUUCUUAAAAGUCAAGCCACAGAGCAUGCAACCGAAUUGGCAAAGGAGAACAUCAGAUGUUUCUUUGAGCGUGCCCAUCCCAAAGAAUGCAACACCCCAAGCGUUAAAGAGUGGCAGCAGAUUUCCUCAUUGUACACGUUCAAUCCGAAGGACCAGUAUUACAGCAUGUUGCACAAAUAUGUUAACAAAAAAGAGAAGAGUAACAGUAUCAGAUCUGCUGAGGGGGAUGUAGUGAUUCCUGUCCUAGGCUUUGUAGAUGCUACUGGUAUAAACAGUGCUCCUGAGUUAUGACCUUGUAAGUGAACAGGAAAAAAUUAUUUUGAAUUGUUGCUUCAAUUAAAAAAUAAACAUUGGUGUGGAUUAUGA